Eurypyga helias (sunbittern) is the source of this 998-nucleotide messenger RNA. RefSeq names its product neuropilin-2-like. The annotation marks the transcript as partial. The record is from RefSeq and is a predicted model, not a curated record. NCBI's taxonomy places the organism in Eukaryota, Metazoa, Chordata, Aves, Eurypygiformes, Eurypygidae. The transcript has 5 exons. Gene Ontology annotation, cellular component: membrane.
AUGGCAGGAAUUACCUGCAGCUGCAGAGCAGCAGAAGGAGGGAAGGUCAGCGAGCCCGUCUCAUCAGCCCCACCAUCUACCUGCCCCGGAGCGCUGUCUGCAUGGUCUUCCAGUACCAGGCGUGGGGCAGUAACGGGGUGAUGCUACGGGUCUGGCGGGAAGCCAGCCAGGAGCACAAGGCGCUGUGGGUCAUCACAGAGGACCAAGGGGAGGAGUGGAGGGAAGGCCGCAUCAUCUUGCCGAGCUACGACACGGAGUACCGGAUUGUGUUUGAGGGAUUUAUACGCAAUGGCCACUCGGGAAAGCUUGCCCUCGAUGACAUCCGGCUAGGCACCGACAUCCCGCUGGAGAACUGCAUGGAACCCAUCACAGCUUUCCCAGUGAACUUCCCAAGAAUGGAGGAUGACUUUCCAGUCUCUGAGCAAGACUUUGAAGACAGUGAUGAUCCAGAUUACUUUGGAUCGGAUAGGAACGACACACUGUUCUCUACUAACUCUCCAGGAACCCCGAAGCUGGACAAAGAAAAAAGCUGGCUCUACACCCUCGAUCCUAUCCUGGUGACCAUCAUAGCAAUGAGCUCCCUCGGCGUCCUCCUCGGGGCCAUCUGUGCCGGUCUGCUCCUCUACUGCACGUGCUCAUACGCUGGGCUGUCCUCACGGAGCUCCACCACGCUGGAGAACUACAACUUCGAGCUGUACGACGGCAUCAAGCACAAGGUCAAGAUGAACCACCAGAAGUGCUGCUCAGAGGCCUGAUGGGUGCCUUGGGGACCACCCUCGGUGUUGCGCCCGGUGAGGUGGGCUGGCGGGGGGUUACUUUUUUUGCUGUUUUCUAUGGGAACUGAAUGCCAUAACGGGGAAGGAGGAGUGCGGGAGGAGUGAGGGGAGGUGCUGCUCCUACCACCAGUUCCCACCGGUGAGUCACGCUCCGCCAGGACCAAGCGGGCACUCCCGCAAACUGGACUGUACUGGGCAAGGGGGGACUGAGACCCCUGUUUG